GCCGUGAAGCGGUGGGUCGGGCUCUCCAAGUGCCACGUUCGUGUCGUGGCGCUUGUCUUGUCACACUCGUGUGGGGGUUAGUAUAGGAAGGUGGUGCGUGUGCGGGUCAGUCGUCUAUUUUUCAUCCGUGGACUCGGAUCUCCGAAAAAUACGCCAUGAUUUCUCUAAGGUUAAUCAGCUUAUUGUGCUGCGUAGCGGCGAUCAGCUGCGAAGACUACGAGACCGAAGAUAGCGUGCUCGUCCUGAAACAGAGCAACUUCGAGCAGGGCAUCAAGGACCACAAGCAUGUGUUUGUCAAGUUCUACUCCCCCUGGUGCGGACACUGCAAGGCCAUGGCACCCGACUACGCCAGGGCAGCCAAGUUGCUCGAGGAGGAAGGCUCGGACAUCAAGCUGGCCAAGGUGGAUGCCACCGUCGAGAGCCAACUUGCCGAGCAGCACGACGUGCACGGCUACCCAACGCUGAAGUUCUUCCGUGACGGCCAGCCGCUCGAGUACAAGGGUGGUCGCACGGCUGAGGAGAUGGUCCGUUGGCUCAAGAAGAAGACCGGACCUUCGGCUCAGCCACUCGCCAGCGUCGAUGAGGCAAAGGCCUUCGUCGACAGCGCGGAGGUCACCGUCGUGGGCUUCUUCAAGGACCAGACGAGCGAGGAGGCGAAGCAGUUCCUGAAGGCGGCGGAUGCUGUCGACCGGCACGUGUUUGCCAUCACCUCGGACGAUGCCAUCUACAAGGAGUUGGGCGCCAACAAGGACGGAGUGAUGCUCUUCAAGAAGUUCGAUGAGGGCAAGAACACGCUCGACAAGGAGGUCACCUCGGAGAACGUGCAGACCUUUGUUCAGCUGAACAGCCUGCCUCUGGUUGUGGAAUUCACACAUGAAAGCGCCCAGAACGUGUUCAGCGGCCAGAUUCGUCAGCACAACCUGCUUUUCCUCAGCAAGAAGAGCGCCGACUUCAAGGACCUUCUGGAAAACUUUAAGGAGGCUGCCGCCGCCUUCAGGCACCAGGUUCUCUUCGUGACAAUCGACGUUGACGACGAGGACCACGAGCGCAUCCUCGAGUUCUUUGGCCUCAAGAAGGACCAGGUUCCCGCUCUGCGAUUCAUCAAGCUCGAGGGCGACAUGACCCGCUUCAAGCCCGAGACGGACUCGCUCAAGGCCGAGGACAUCAAGGCCUUUGUCAAGGGCGUGCUCGACGGCACCAUCAAGCAGAGCCUGCUGUCCCAGGACCUGCCCGACGACUGGGACAAGCACCCCGUCAAGGUGGUGGUGCAGAAGAACUUCGACGAGGUCGUCUUCGACAAGACCAAGGACGUGCUGGUCGAGUUUUACGCCCCCUGGUGCGGCCACUGCAAGCAGCUGUCGCCCAUCUACGACGACCUGGCCGAGAAGUACAAGGACCGCGACGACGUGCUCAUCGUCAAGAUGGACGCCACGGCCAACGAGCUCGAGCACACCAAGGUUGACAGCUUCCCCACCAUCAAGCUUUACAAGAAGGAGACAAACGAGGUUGUGCAGUACAAUGGCGAGCGGACACUCGAGGGUCUUUCCAAGUUCCUCGACACCAACGGAGAGUACGGCCAGGCGCCUCCUGAGGAGGUUGAAGAGGAAGAAGAGGAGGAGGAAGACAAGGAUGACAAGCGGAGGGACGAACUUUGAGCAGACGGCUUUGCCAAACACCCCACCUUUCCUCCUUCAGUUCACUUCCUUCCCCCACCCGACCCCCAUGUUCCCAUGUUUUCUAGUUUCUUAAUGCUGUUACAUUUUUUUUUAAUUCUGUCACGCGUUCUACAUUCAUUUCGAGCCCUGCCUCGUAAUUGUCAUACCUCUCUCCCCCGUGCCACUUCCCCGUGUUUUCUUUUUUUUCUUUUUCUUCACCAUACUGUCAACAUGUUGAGAUACGUUUUUUUAUGCCUUUCUCUUCAAGUGCUCCGAUCUCUGUUGUUGUCGUCGUCCAAACAUACAAGGAAACAAAAAGAAACAUUUGAUUUUUUACUGUCUUCAACGUGACUGGCCGCCGCCGCUUUUCCGUGAUUCGCUGUUGUCAACGUGCGGAGGGACCUCGUGGAAAUGUUGAAUGGGUGCUUCCAAUCUCAGUGCAAGCAGAGACCAAGCUGCAUCUCGAGCUUCUUUUUCUCAUGACCCUAUUGUGACAGACUGGGCACUGUAUCACGGGGUUGUGGCUUUGCAAAGGAAAAAAAAUGACAGCGCUGUUUGUUCCCGUUGCUUUUGUACAAUCGACGCACGUCAAACUUCGUAGUAGUAUUCUUGUGCCGUUUUCUUUUAGUUUUAAGAGGGACCACUCGCGCGAUACCAACUCGCGGCACAGAGCUGUGUCGAGAGAAAAGGGUAGUUUAUGCUCGGCCUGACUAUCUGAGGGCGCCUGUGCAAUUUGUUUUUAAAAGGUCUCAAGAAAACAAAAACGAGUGGCACCUGUUUCUCGCGGGCAUUUUUCUGUCUUUGAAUUGUGCGCAAACUUUUGUUACAGGCCCCACUACGUAUUUAUUUCUGCUAUGCUUGUUACCUUGCAAACUGCGGUUGGUGCAUUUGGGAGUUGUUGCCUCACUUGUUUUUUAAACCUUUUUUUUUUUUUUUCUUUCGAAAUGUGGUGUGAACGAAGCAGGCGGGUUUGUGUGAGUGUAAAAUUUCUUUAGAGGGCGCCACUUGCCUUAUUGCAGUGGCCUGUAUUUUCUUUUUCUUUUUUGCAAGAAUGUGUGAGCAGAUGAAUCUUCUGUCCAAAAAAAAAAAUCAUGGCUGUGGUUGCGCGCACAAUCGUCGUCUGCUGGGCAUUUACCACGUGUCGUGUCGGAAACUCUCAGAGAAUGUGCGUCCUGCUAAGAGAUGAGAAAUAAAAACAUUUCACAACUCUCG
Messenger RNA from Dermacentor silvarum, 2867 nucleotides. RefSeq names its product protein disulfide-isomerase (gene Pdi). Gene Ontology annotation, cellular component: endoplasmic reticulum. The record is from RefSeq and is a predicted model, not a curated record. Lineage: Eukaryota; Metazoa; Arthropoda; Arachnida; Ixodida; Ixodidae. The transcript is spliced from 7 exons. Gene Ontology annotation, biological process: protein folding; response to endoplasmic reticulum stress. Bases 156 to 1655 code for a protein of 499 amino acids. Gene Ontology annotation, molecular function: protein disulfide isomerase activity.